Topomyia yanbarensis is the source of this 4006-nucleotide messenger RNA. RefSeq names its product exocyst complex component 4-like. The record is from RefSeq and is a predicted model, not a curated record. The coding region runs from base 496 to 3576 and encodes 1026 amino acids. Gene Ontology annotation, biological process: chemical synaptic transmission; exocytosis; Golgi to plasma membrane transport. The transcript has 9 exons. Gene Ontology annotation, cellular component: synapse; growth cone membrane; exocyst. NCBI's taxonomy places the organism in Eukaryota, Metazoa, Arthropoda, Insecta, Diptera, Culicidae.
UUGUCAAGUACUCUAUAGAUUUGAAAGGCGCGUUUCCAAUGAAACGUAUCCAUCAGAUCUUUUAUGACAAAUUGGGAGAUCUGGCCACCCUGGUGUACAGGCUGAAAUUAAUGAGGGCUAAGUUCGAGCAUUGCGUGUAAACAAGGCAAAGAAAAAUAGAAUCAGUGGAGUCGAGGAAACGUCAAUCAGUUUGAUAUCUGCGGAGGUGGAAAAUAAAUUGUGCUCCGUGUUCUGAUGAAUUUGUGAUAGUUAUCAACAUAUUUUUGAAAAGUGAAAGAUUACUUGUAGCGCUUAUCAAUUAGUGGAGUGUAUUUCGAUAGCAAGUCAAUUGACGUUGGCUGCACGGUCCAGUUGACGAUUUGCGUAAAUUGAGAUUUUGCCCCAGCUUGGCGCUCAGCAAACUGCUGUUUGUAGCUGAUUGGAAUAUAAUGGUGAGAAAUUUUUCUGCGGUUUAGCUACAUAGAUAGCUACUAUAUGGAAUGAUGCUAGUGAUGUAUGCUUAUAUUGGCGCUUUGGGUGGAUGACAUCAUCGAUGCUUCGGCAAUGAGCGGCUGUGGACUGCUGGUUUCGGUGAUCAAAACUCUCGAUGCCAGUGAAACGAACGAGCAGCGGGAGCGGGAAAAGCACAAGAUCGAAAGAGAGUUCCGCAAAACUGAUCAAAGGCUCAACGAACUUGUCUCGCGGAACGAUGGCGAUCUUACUCGAGUUAUGCAGCUGUUCGGCAAGGUGUCGACUCAGAUUACUAGUUCCCGGGAAAGAAUUCAUGUUGUAAAGGAAAAUCUGCAGACGUGUAAGCAGUUACUGCGAUGCCGGCGGGAGGAACUGAAGAAGUUAUACACGGAUGCCGUCCAGCACAAGUAUGUGCUGGAGAUGUUGGAUCAGGUCAACGAACUGCGCCGGACUCCCCAGCAACUGGCUUCUUUCAUGGGCAAGAAACAUUAUUUACACGCCACAAAACUGCUCAUGUCGGCCAUUGAGGUGACCGAGGGUCCGCUGAAAGAUGUGGAAGGUCUGAACGAUCUGCGGCAAGACUUUGAGAACAAACGGCAGCAGUUGUACGGGAAGUUACUAGAGGAACUGAACAAGCAUCUGUACGUUUCAAGUACGGCUGAAGUACUGCAGAGCUUCCAACGGCAGAGCUCCGGACGGAAUAGUCAGUAUACAGCCAGUACAGCAGCAUCGCCGUUCCAGCGGAACGUACUGCGGCGUUCCGCCGAACGAAUGGAAGCUAAUACGAAGGCCAGAAGGGCGUUGUUUGAAAUUGCACAGAAUGGUUAUCUCGAUGUCGACAAGAGUGAAAUCAUCGAAGACACAGAUCUGCUGGAUCCAGAUGUCAAUUCCACUUAUUUUAUAGGAAUCAUAAUUGAGUGCUUUGCGUUGUUGAAUAAAGUGCCUGAAUCUAUAGAGUCUAUAAGAGUACAAAUGCAAAGCGAACUGCUAACGAUCGUCACAAGGUCCACUCAUCACAUUAUCAUGCUCAAUCAGCAGCAGCAACAAACGAACCAGUACCAACCCCAGUACGGAAAUCCUUCGGCAAACGCCGAUGAACAACGAGAGGAAAACAUUCCUAUACUCGAACUGUUGGAUUUAGUGUUCAAACAGUUGAAACUGAUUGCCACCGCUCAUCAGUUAACGCUGAAAAACUACCACAACGUAAUGCAUCGCUACAACCUCACCCAGGUAAAGGCGUACGAUUUGAUCGAGUACUGGGGACAAGCGCAGGCAGUGUUGAAGUUGGUUCUGACAGACUACUUGGACAUUCAGAAUGACAGCAGUGAUGAGUUGAUGCGGGCGCAGUUCACAGAGCAGACGACCAACAUCAAUACGUUUUUUAGCCGACGGAAAAUUCAGGGCAAAAAGAUGCUGUUCAAAUUUGACAAGUCUUCUCACACGGCCUUACUGGAACCGGAUGCUGGCGGGAAAGAGCAUCGCCGGAACCCGUCAAAUGUGUCCAACAGUACGGCUAAGGAGGACGCGUUGAAUCAGUCGGGAAGUAAUGGGCGUGAAUUGUUGAAUACUAGCUUCAGUAAUAAGCAAAUUUCUGGGCCUCUGGGACCAGAUCGGAAGAAACAGGAACGAUCUCUUGUAUGCGCGCCGGAUGCUGCUUUGGUGCGACAGAUUUAUCUACCAAUGAUGGGUUACAUUCAUGAAAUCGAAUGUUUUAUGAAGUGUAAAUCAGGUCAACUGUGUAGUUUGAACACUUUUUUGGCAAACUACGUGAAGGACGCAUAUCUGGCACGAGGACAUAAUCGGAAUCUACAGUUGACGAUAGAAUCGCUGUCGAAGACUCAGGACGCUUGGCGUUCAAUCAUCACUCCGGAGGAAAUGAAGAGACUUGGGUUGACGCGACCACUUCUACAGAAUACCGUUCUGGUCGAAAGUCGAAUCUCCGAAACCAAAAAACUUAUCCUGGAUCUACCCACGUACUCCGACGAACUGCUCAAAAUGGUUUGUUCGUUGUUGAAAACCUAUCGGGAAACCUGUCAGGCUGCCUACCGAGGAAUCGUUCAACCCGAAACUGAGGACAAGCGGAUCUACAGCGUAGCUUGGCUGAAGGAUGACGACAUAACCAGAUUCCUCAAAUCCCUCCCCAACUGGACAGAUCUCAAAACGUACAACGCUCGGCACCGGCAGCAGCAAUCGAACCAGAAGCGACUGAUGAAGACGGAACCGUCGGAAGAGGAAAGUCCGACGGCUGUACAACAACGAAAUGUUCGCGAGGCUGAAAUGUUGACCAGCAAUCUCGGUGAAGGAGGCAUUUCCCAGCAGGAAAUCCUUUCCGAUAUUGGGGUGCUAAAAGAGCUGGCCAUCCUGCAGGAAAGCAUGGAAUGGUUUGCUGGACGAAUUACAGACUUUGCCGAUGAUCUGCGCAAACCGAUCGCGAACGGAUUGUUGGCUAGCGGAGGUGUCAAUUCUUCGCCCGUUGUUGUCAAGGAUGGUAUGAUCAAAGUGUUGAUGAAUUUAGCGUUGGAGUUUGAGGAACUGGCAAACACCUGCCUGCUGGUGUUGCAUUUAGAGGUGCGCGUGCAGUGCUUCCAUUAUCUUAAGUCUAAUCCGUCGGAUAAGUGCAAGGCGAACAAUCCGAACAAAAACGAUUCGCUCGAGCCGGAUGCGAAGGUUUUGAAAUUGACUAAAGUUCUAUCGGAUAUGGAUGAGGCGCUCAGCUUAACGUUGCAUCCGAGGAAAACAAAGUACGUGUUUGAAGGACUAGCCCAUUUAGCAUCCCGCAUCCUGGUGAUGGCUGCCAAUUCAUUGGAGUACAUCGAUCCCGCUGGGGUGCAGCGCAUGUGUCGUAACGCUCUAGCACUCCAACAAACUCUCAGUAGUAUAACCGCUUCCCGGGAAGUGGCGCUCGAUUACGCUAGAUCAUUUUACGAAAUGUUUUAUUCGGAACCGGAUGACAUUCUCACAGCAAUUAUCGAGAAGGGAGCCCAGUUCACCGAGAUGCAAUAUCUCAAUGCGUUGCACUUAAUUUGCAAAAAUCGCGGCAUCACCGACCAGAACACGUUGGUUAUGUACCAGCAGAAACUAAGCGACGUCCUUGGUACCAAACCGGCGUUAGGUGUAACCGUUUAGGGCGGCAACAGGAAGUUGUUUAUCAUUGAUAUUUGCAAUAAAAUUUAUACAAUGUUGUGUAGUGAGCAUAAGCAGGAAAAACUUAUUGCUAAUGAUGUUACAAUUACAAUUAGCAGAACGUAUAACCCAAUGAAACAGAUGCCUAAGUUGGCAAAAGUCGAACUACGAUGGAGUCAAUAUGACAACAGGUGUUCAUCUUAAAUCGCUAUACGUUGCUUAAAUAUAGAAAUGUAAUAUAAAACCGUAUGAGUUUUAUGAUUUAUAACAUUAUCCGGUUAGAAACUAAACUGAAAAAUUGAAGUUUCUGAAUAAUUUAUUUCGUUUCAAAAUAUUUAUUUGUCUUAUGAACGCUUUAUCAGCAUUUGGCUUCUGCAAAGGAGGUCCGCAAAUAAUAUCAUAAUUUGUAGGAUGUUAACAAUGUUCGAACCUA